AAGAUGUCAGCGCCCAUUUUUUAAACGUUUUGUAGAUUUUCUCAAAUUCUUCAUCAAAAUUGAGGAGUUUUCCAUGUGCCUGAAUAUUAUAAGGUGAUUAUUCAAACAUUCCAUAAAGUACAUCCCAACAAUGAGUACACAAGGGGAUGAAGCAGCUGCAGGACCUCCAGCUAAACGUAUAAAGUGUGAAGACAGCAUUACUUCCACCCCUGAUGAGCAACUAGAUGUUAAAAAUGUGCCAUCUACUGAUCCUAAUGAAGCAAAAAUAAAGGACAGUUCAUCAAGUCAGUGCUUAAAAGAAGGAGAUGUGGGAAUUACUGAAUACAUAAGUCAACAUGAAGGUUUCAAUGGUGUCAUCAAGCAAAGGUUCUCUGACUUCAUUGUUAAUGAGAUCGAUGCUGAUGGGGACACUGUUAGACUGACUGAUAUAACUGACCCUAAACUAAAGGAAGAAGAAGCAAAUGAGGACAAAGACCAAGUGGCUGACUCUGCAGAUGAGGUCAAGGCAGGGGUUCUAGAACAAGCUGAUAUAGAAAAGCUACAACAACUUGUCAACGAUAAAGAUAAAACUUCUGUGGUCAAUAUAAAGGUACCUGAAGACAAACAGCAAAGGACGUUGAUUCAUCAGUCCAUCAGGCAAGUCAACAGCAGACUCUCAAGCUCAACCGUGGAGCUCAAUGGGGAACGUGUCAUUCAGGCGAAACUUGGUGGUGAUAAAAGAAAUGAAGGAGGCAGGUUCGGACCAAAGUGGCCAAAGAAUCGUUUGCCAUACUGUAAAUGUGUAAUGUACAAGGAAAAUAAAGACACCAUUGAAGCUGUAAAUCUCAUCUCAAAAUAUCUCAGAGUUAAACCAGGGACAUUUGCCUAUGCAGGAACCAAAGACAAGAGGGCCAAGACAUCACAACACCUAACCAUUUACAAGGUCCCUGCAGAAAGGCUGUAUGCUCUGAAUAAGUGCCUUCGGGGAAUAGUUCUCGGAGACUUCAGAUAUUGCAAAGAUCAACUGAAGCUUGGGCAACUCAAAGGCAACCACUUUGUCAUUGUAUUAAGGAAUAUGACUGGCUCAGAUAAGCAAGUGAAUCAAGGAAUGAGUUCACUAAGAGAUGUGGGUUUCAUCAAUUAUUAUGGGAUGCAAAGAUUUGGUACAACAUCAGUGCCAACAUACUUCAUUGGAAGAGCCCUCCUACAGAGCAAGUGGGACAAGGCCAUUGAUCUGAUUCUCCAACCCAGAUCUGGAGACACUGAGGAUAUGAAAGAAUGUCGAGAUAUUUGGGCAACCAGCAAGGAUGCCGCAGCUGCUCUAGCUAAAAUCAGCUCCAAACAUUGCAUAGAGAAACACCUGUUGAAUGGCCUGAAGACAAAGGGGAGCAACAAGGUCAUGGCUCUGGCAUGUAUUGCCAGGAAUACAAGGCUGAUGUACAUCCACAGUUAUCAGAGCUAUAUUUGGAAUACAUUGGUGUCCAGGAGGAUCAGAGAACAUGGCCUUUUACCUCUAGUGGGUGACUUGGUGCUCAGACAGGACACAAUUGCAGACCAAGAGAACACUGAAGAAGGGCAAGAAAGUGAGAUCCCCAAGAGGUUGACCCCAGAGCUUGUAACAGGGGAGACAUUGUCUAGCUAUAGUAUAACUGAUGUUGUGAUGCCGUUGCCAGGCUUUGAUAUAAUAUACCCUUCCAAUGAAGUUGGUCAGUGGUAUAAGGAACUUCUAGCUGUGGAUGGGUUUGACAUCAGCAGCUUUAAACAUAAAGUCAGAGAUUACUCCUUACCAGGAUCAUAUAGACGUCUACUAGUGAAACCUACUGAUGUAUUAUGGGAAACAUAUGAAUAUGAUGAUGUCACAAUACCACUAGCCAAUAGUGACUUAGAUAAACUGAAUGGUGCUGCUGAUCAUGUGUCUGUACAAGGGGGGAAGUACAAGGCCUUGAAGGUGGAGUUCACUCUUCCAUCAUCCACCUAUGCUACUAUGGCAAUCAGAGAAAUACUCAAGUCAGAUACAUCUGCAGCGCACCAAGCUACGCUGAACAUUUCAUAGUACAAAAGACCACCCUAAACAUUUUAUGUUGACACCAGGCUAUCCUGAACAUUUCAUGAUGACACCAGGCUAUCCUGAACAUUUCAUGAUGACACCAAGCUAUCCUGAACAUUUCAUAGUACAACAACUACUAUGAAAAUUUCAAACUAUAUCAGACUUCCCUGAACAUUUCAAAGUACGUCAGACUUCCCUGAUUUUUUUUUAUUUUGACACUGGACUACCCUGAACAUUUUAUAGUAAAUUAAACUAUCCUGAAAAUUUCAAAGUACCUCAGACUUUCCUGAACAUUUCAUAGAGACACCAGGCUAUCCUUAGCAUUACAUGAUGACACCAGGCUCAUUCGGCUAUUCUGAUUGAAUUAUAUCAUUGAAAUAUUUUCUCACAUUUUGUAACACAUAAUGAAAUGUAAAUGAAAUCUUAGUUCUUUGUUAUGUAAACUGAGAUUAGGUAAUCAAUCUCCUGUCUGAUGGUCUGUUUGUCUAUUAACAAUAGGGGCACUUUUAUAACCUUCCAUACGAUUCAAGUAUGAAAUUUUUUUUUUUUGUUAAUUUAUGAUACAAAUGACCCAAGGUUUUAAUCUUGACUCUUUUUAAAAGGGGUGGCUACUUUCAUUGCUGAAUAUCAUUUUUCCUAUUGUGAUUUAUCAAUGUUUGGGGAAUAUUCUAAUAUUUGUUUCUGUUUAAUGUCAAAUUAUCUUUGGAAUAAAACUCUGACUUAGAAUUGAGACAUUCAUUAAAUAAACUACAAAAGUUUUUCUUAAAACUUUUUAAUAUCACAUUUCGACUAAUAAGGCUUUUAAGAAAUUAAUCAAGAUUGAAAGAUUCAUUACUUUUAAUUGAUACGUCAC
Molecule: messenger RNA, 2879 nt
Organism: Owenia fusiformis
Lineage: Eukaryota; Metazoa; Annelida; Polychaeta; Sabellida; Oweniidae
Source: the annotation of a GenBank genome assembly